AUGUCAACAAUAGGGAGCUUUGAAGGGUUCCAGCCAGUGUCUCUGAAGCAAGAGGGAGAUGACCAUCCCUGUGAGACUGACUACUUAUCCACAAACGACGGGGACUCAGACAAGAAACCAGGACCAAGGAAGAUUUCAAGACAGCUGAGUGUGACUAAAUCAACACUUUACCCCAAUCCUUAUCACCAGCCCUAUGCUUCACGGAAGUACUUUGCUACACGGCCCGGGGCCAUUGAGACUGCAGUGGAAGACCUGAGCAGCCACAUUACACAGACUUCUGGAGAGACCAUUCAAGGCUUCUGGCUCUUGACAGAGAUUGAUCACUGGAACAAUGAGAAGGAGAAGAUCCUGCUGCUCACUGACAAGACUCUCUUGAUCUGCAAAUAUGACUUCAUCAUGCUUAGCUGUGUGCAGAUGCAGCAGAUUCCUCUGAGUGCCAUCUGUCGCAUCUGCCUGGGCAAGUUCGUCUUCCCGGGGAUGUCUCUGGACAAGAGACCAGGAGAAGGCCUUAGGAUUUGCUGGGGGAGCACAGAGGGGCAGACUCUGUUGUCACGCUGGAACCCAUGGUCCACAGAGGUUCCCUAUACAACCUUCACUGAGCACCCUAUGAAGUACACCAGUGAGAAGUUCCUUGAGAUUUGCAAGUUGUCUGGGUUCACAUCGAAGCUUGUUCCAGCUGUCCAGAGUGCUCACAAGAAUUCUGCUGGAUCUGGAAGAGGAGAGGAAUUGAUGGUGUUAGCCCAGCCUAUCCUGAUUGAGACCUACACCGGGCUCAUGUCAUUCAUUGGAAACCGAAACAAACUUGGCUAUUCCCUUGCUCGGGGGAGUAUUGGCUUUUGAGACUCUUUGUUGCAAAGUCCAUCAUCUGUAGAUAACUGAUGUGUUUAAA
This is a messenger RNA of Phodopus roborovskii (desert hamster), 889 nucleotides long. RefSeq names its product tumor protein p63 regulated 1 (gene Tprg1). The coding region runs from base 1 to 840 and encodes 279 amino acids. The transcript has 5 exons. Gene Ontology annotation, cellular component: cytoplasm. Lineage: Eukaryota; Metazoa; Chordata; Mammalia; Rodentia; Cricetidae. The record is from RefSeq and is a predicted model, not a curated record.